Molecule: messenger RNA, 261 nt
Organism: Linum tenue
Lineage: Eukaryota; Viridiplantae; Streptophyta; Magnoliopsida; Malpighiales; Linaceae
Source: the annotation of a GenBank genome assembly
AACAAACCCCAGAUUUUGUUGAUGUUUCGAUCCGGAUCACCGAGGAAAGAGAAGAACCUAGUUCACACCUGGUUACAGGUUACGCUUAUCGAUAUUGCAUAUGGAUAUCACGAUCUUGUUAUGGUACUAUUUGGCAAAAUUUGCAGGGUGUCUUGGAACUUUUAUGCGAUUGACUUUAUAGUUUGACUAUCUGGGAUGUUAAUGAAUGAACGCUGAAUGUUCAAGAGUUGUGAUUUCGUGUAUGUGAACGUUAUGAGAUGC